UUGAAAGUGAAAAGAACUGAAUCUGUCCGAUUUUUCGUGGAUUUGUCGCUGUUAUGUGCGUGAAAUGUCGAAGGAAAAUUCUAACUUGCGGCUGCUGGGCUCGCCUGUAAAUCUUACAUACAGAAGUAAAAGGAAAGACGAUAAAAAGAACGUACGCAACCGACCACGCUCAGCUCUUCAAAAUUCCUGCUUCACGCCGGACCUUCAAGAAAAGUACAAGAGACCGUUCUCAGCGGAUGCUAAGGAGAGAGCACCGUCUACACGGAGUUUCCUGAAGACAUUUAGUGCUGAGAUUCUGCAGUCCUAUAACAGUUCCCCAACAACUGUGAAAGUGGUCGCCCCAACAACAGAGUUGCUUGGAGAUUUCAAAUCACCUCAACAUCAAUACAUAAAAAAAGACAAAGAAAUAUGUAGCAAUGCCUCUGAUUACGGCUCUGAGGACACCUUUAUAAGUUUAGGGACUAAAAUAAAAGCCAAGGCCCAGUUAGGGCCAAAAAUUAAAAGUCCUAGUGCUAAGAAUAUUUUAAAGUAUAGAAAUAUAGCUAAAAGGGGUCGCAAAGUUAUGGAUAAUGUGUAUGGAGAUAAGCCAAACGAUGAAUAUGGUUUAGAAAUUAAAAUAACUGAACGUCCACCGAGAGCGUCGUCGCCAACUAAGAAUAAAGAUAGUUACUAUGAAAGGAGUCUGUCUCCAUCAUUUAAAACGCGCUCUUACGAGUCUUACUUUAUUCCUUUAGAAUCUGACAAAAAAAGCACUGAAGAUUCAUUAGAAGGGCGCGUAUCUUUCGGCACUCCGAAUAUUCAAGCAGAAGUAGAAGAAGCAAUAGAUACAUACUCCCGUCGACUCACAUUAACGAAGCAACAACUGUCUCUUGUCGAAGAAGAAUCUACACAAGACUUGGAAAGUGUCCCAUCACAAAAUCUAUCAAGUCUCUCUCCUGAAAACUCUUUAAACGAUGCCAAUAAUGUAAAAGAAGUCAACCUAGACGAGAACCUAACUGGACGAAAUACUUACGUGGUUGAUUUAAAAGAUGAUGCAUAUCCCAAGACACAAAAUUUCAUGAGUGACCCUAGAACUUACAGCAGCUUUUAUGAUGACUUUCGUACUAACACCAUGGAGUCCUAUGCUGUCAAAAUGUCAAGUACAGUUGUACAUACUGAUGCCUCUUCAAAGGACUCUGGCUAUCCUGAUAGUGGCGCCAAUGAUGAAAAAGUAUAUAAACAAAACUACUCUCUUCCACAUUCUUCGUCUUCAAUAUUAAAGAAAUCUAGCUCACAUACAAAAAUUGAAGACCAACCCAAAAGCCUGGACAGUGUCUCCACAAGUAGCAAUGAUAAGUAUUAUCAUAAGACUUUCCCUUUAGAUAAAAAGUGGACAGAACCUUUGAAUCAUAGUCGUUUACUAUACAAAGAUUUCUUCAUAAAGAAAGAAGGGCAUGUAGCUUUGCCUCCUCAAAAUUCUCCUACUAAAAGUAUGAGCGACAACAUGCCAAGCACUAGUGAGGGUAGUCAAGGUUCUGAAAGAAAGAACAACAAAGAUUUAGAAUAUCCUUCAUACUUAGUCAAUAGCACUACUAAAGCCUAUACUUCCAAAGUAAUAGAAGAUUACAAAAGAGAGUUAGAAGCUAUAAACAAUCUACAUGAGCUUACUCUUAAAGAUAUUCAAAGUGACGCCAUAUCACCUACUCCACUCAACAUCGACAGAAUGUUCGAACAAAACUCCACUCAUUUUGUAGAUGAUAAGAAGGAUUCAAGUGAAAAUUCACAGGAAUCAAGCAUAAAUGAGAUGCCCAAAGUUAACAACAACUCUUUAGAAAAUAGUAAAAGAGACGUGUCUAAAAUUUCGACUAAAGAAUUGAUACAGAAUUAUUUAAAAGUUAAAGAGGGUGAUUAUAGCAAAGAUUAUAUUGUUAAAAAUCUUCAGAAAUAUGAUAAAAAACCUAAUAAUAGUCCCAGUGAUGUAGCUCCUAGGUUUGAUGAAAGUACAAUGGCUUUUAAACAAAGCUGGAAUAACAAAAAUACCAAACCCAAUAGCAGUAAAGCUGCAAUUCCUGUCCAUAUCAGAAACCAGACCCAAAAGAAUUUGUAUUCCAAUCGUAUCCCAAUGAGCGCGAGGAUAGAAGGGGUUCAAAAUGACAAAGACAUAGAUUCUUGGAUGUCUCUAUCAGCGCCCUCACCUAGAAUCCUUGAAAUUGAAGAAAUUCAAUCUCCAGUAACUAUACCCGAACAAACUGGCACUAGAGAAACAGUUGACAAAGUUGAAGUAGAAACUACACCUCCAUCAACUGUAGUAAAUUCAGCGAAAGAAUCAAAGGAGCCACCAAAACCUAAAGAACUCAGUUCUAACUCUACAGUUUUCGAUAUUUACUCCAUGUUGAAAGAAAUAGAGAGCUAUGGUGACAAUCCUGUUACGUCUGUGGUUAGCCACCAAGGGACUGUUGCUGCUGAACCUGAGUCCAAGAAAGAAGAAGAAAAUACUGCUCCCAAAGACCACUUUAUGGAGAUAUUUGAAUUCCUAGAAAAGGUGGAACAAAGUGCUAACGAUGCCCUAUCUGUGGUCACUAACACUACUCCGCAAACAGUGCCAAAGUUGGAGUCAUUGUUGAAGCUGCCUCAAACGGAGCUAGCGCAGAGGUUGGUGACUUUGUCCCUGCAGCUAGAAGAACGAUCCUGCUGCAUCGCUCUACUGCAGGAGAGUCUCACCAACCAUAAGGAACAGAUGAUUUCAAAAGUCAGCAAUUUGGAGAAGCAGUCAAUAAGGAACAUAUCAAAAGUGAAGCAAGAAUGUGAAGAGACUAUAAAAAGACAUCAGAAUUUCAUUGACCAGCUGAUAAACGACAAGAAGACUUUGAACCACCGCAUCGAACAGCUGGUUGACGAGCGGCGAGCGCUGGAGGAGCGCUGGAAACGCUCGGCGCAAGCGCUGGAGGAGCGCUACAAGCUCGAGCUCAGGAACCAACACGACAAGAUGGCCGCCGCGCAGCAAGUUGCUAGGCAGCGGUGGGUUCGACAAAAAGCUGAGAAAAUAAAAGAGUUAACAGUGAAAGGUCUAGAGGGCGAGCUUCGUGAAAUGGCAGAACGUCAGCAGAAGGAAGUUUCUGAUCUCAAGAUGCUUCACGCGGAGCAAUGCGGCCGCUCGCAGGCCAAGCACUCUGCUGAGUUAGAAGAGCUAAGAAGGACCCUUGAGGCUGAGAAAGAGGCAGCGCUGGUGAAGGAAAGGCAGCUGGCUAGCUCCAGACUGGAGAAGCAGAUCCUUGAGAUAGAACUAACAUACCAGGAGCAGCGAACACGGCUUGUGGCAGAGAUGCGGGCAGAGAACGAGCGCGCCGCCGCCGCGCUGGCCGAGCGGGAGCGCCAGCAGCGCGCCGAGCUGGAGAUGCGGGCAGAGAACGAGCGCGCCGCCGCCGCGCUGGCAGACCGGGAGCGACAGCAGCGCGCCGAGCUGGAGAUGCGGGCAGAGAACGAGCGCGCCGCCGCCGCGCUGGCAGACCGGGAGCGACAGCAGCGCGCCGAGCUGGAGAUGCGGGCAGAGAACGAGCGCGCCGCCGCCGCGCUGGCAGACCGGGAGCGACAGCAGCGCGCCGAGCUGGGUGAGCGAGCUAGGCUAGGGUUACUGAGCUAG
Messenger RNA from Ostrinia nubilalis (European corn borer), 3619 nucleotides. RefSeq names its product centrosomal protein of 131 kDa-like (gene dila). Gene Ontology annotation, biological process: cilium assembly; regulation of centrosome duplication; intraciliary transport involved in cilium assembly. The coding region runs from base 65 to 3619 and encodes 1184 amino acids. Lineage: Eukaryota; Metazoa; Arthropoda; Insecta; Lepidoptera; Crambidae. The record is from RefSeq and is a predicted model, not a curated record. The transcript is spliced from 13 exons. Gene Ontology annotation, cellular component: centriolar satellite.